Messenger RNA from Symbiodinium necroappetens, 1632 nucleotides. The record is from the annotation of a GenBank genome assembly. Lineage: Eukaryota; Dinophyceae; Suessiales; Symbiodiniaceae.
AUGUCGCACCGUGUUGCCGCCAUCCAGCGCCAGGUCCUCGCAGGAUCCCCGGCCGUCAGUGGCGGCCUGGAGAUUUCCUCCGUGGCCGCACCCGAGGAUGCCUUCGCCCAGCGGUGUGCGGACAUGAAGGCCUGGAUGGCCACGGACCGUUUCAAGCACACUACGCGGCCCUACAAGGUUGAGGAUGUGGUGAAGCUCCAAGGAACGCUCCCUCUUCACUUCACUGGCGCGAAGUUGUCGGAGAAGCUCUAUUCCAUGCUUCGGGACCAUCAGGCCAAAGGAACUUGCUCCCACACUUUUGGAGCCCUGGACACCGUUCAGGUGACUCAGAUGGCGAAGUAUUUGACGUCCGUCUACGUCAGCGGCUGGCAGUGCUCGUCCACCGCCUCCACCAGCAACGAGCCAGGCCCAGAUGUUGCGGACUACCCCUAUGACACGGUGCCAAACAAGGUGGACCAACUUUUCCGCGCUCAGCUUUUCCAUGACCGAAAGCAGUUGGAGGAGCGACUGCGCAUGUCUCCAGAGGAGCGAAGCAAGACCCCCGUUGUGGACUACCUUAACCCAAUCAUUGCGGAUGCAGACACCGGCCACGGUGGCCUCACCGCCACCAUGAAGUUGGCAAAGAUGUUCAUUGAGAACGGUGCUGCUGGGAUCCACAUCGAAGACCAGAAGCCCGGCACUAAGAAGUGUGGCCACAUGGGCGGCAAGGUCCUGGUCUCAACGCAGGAGCACAUCCAGCGCCUUAUUGCCAUCCGCUUGCAGUCGGAUGUGCUCAACUCGCCGCUGGUCAUUGUUGCCCGAACAGAUGCCGAGGCGGCCACGAUGAUCGACUCCAACAUUGACCCCAUCGAUCACCCUUUCAUCAAGGGUGUCACCGUUAAGGGGGUGGAGACACUCUACGAAGCCAUGCGGAAGGGCACCGACAAGGACUGGGAGCAGCGUGCCGGCUGCAUGACUUACCCACAAGCUGUCAGCAAAGCCUUGAAGGCCAAGGGCAAGGAUAGCAGCCAGUGGGAGCAGGAGUCCCGGAAGAUGUCUUUGGAUCAGAUGAAGAAGAAGGCUGGAGAGAUGGGUUGCGAUGUUUUCUUCGACUGGGACGCUGCGCGCUCGGUCGAGGGCUACUACCGCAUCUCGGGCUCCACGGAGUUCUGCAUCGAGCGUGCCAUUGCUUUCGCGCCUUAUGCGGACUGCAUCUGGAUGGAGACCGGCAAGCCAAUUCUCGCACAGGCCACCCAAUUUGCCAAAGAGGUCCGUGCCGCAGUUCCCCACCAGAUGCUAGCCUACAACCUCAGCCCCUCCUUCAACUGGGACACCGCCGGCAUGACCGAUGCUCAGAUGGAGUCUUUCAUCUGGGACCUUGCAAAGUUGGGCUUUUGCUGGCAAUUCAUUACCUUGGCAGGCUUCCACUGCGAUGCCUUGAACAUCGACUUGUUUGCCAAGGAGUAUGCCAAGCGGGGAGCCGCAGCCUACGUGCAGAUGAUCCAGCGUGAGGAGCGCAAGCACAAGGUGGAGACGCUCACUCAUCAGAAGUGGAGCGGCUCCGAGAUUGUGGACGAGAUGGGCAACAUCAUCAGCGGAGGCCUGUCGUCUACGGGCAUCAUGUCCGCCGGUGUCACGGAGAAGCAAUUUUGA